UUCACAUUUAAAAUGGGAUGGACUUUCGGAAGUGGACCAGGAUGUUCUAAUAGUAAGAUUGGACAGUUUGUUAACGAUACAUUUAUAGGUGAUAAAAUCUGGAAAUGUGAUCAAGGUUGUAAUGUGGCAAAGAAGCCAGUCGGUACUGUUUUCUAUUAUUGUACCGGCGCCAAUGAAGUAGGUAGUGAUGCUGAAAAAUGGGAACAAGGAGAAAGUCGUUUUCAAGAGACAUUCAUUGGAAAUGGACCUUUUAUUAUAAGUUAUACUGGAGCGAUGUGGAUGAAUUUAGAUUUUGGUAAUCCAAAUGGAUGGAAUCUUCAAACAACAAUAGAUCUCAGAGUUAGAGACGAUAUAAACUCUACAAAUUCCAGUCCAAUAACUGCCAGUAAACCACUAUAUACAUUACAGUUUUCUUGUUACCACGAGCUGAAACUUCCAAUGUAUGAUCCCGAUGGUGAUCUGGUUAAAUGUAGAUGGGCCAUUGGUAGAGAAUGUGAAAGUGUGUGUCAUGCCUUGCCAUCUUCGAGUCUAGACGAGGACACUUGCACGUUAAAGUUCAACACUUCUACUGGAAGUAACUACAUAAAUGACGGUUGGUAUGCUGUAGCACUCACGAUUGAGGACUUUCCUACGAAAACGAUACACGUUGGCAAUGAACAAUUCAAUGAGACAAAACCUAUGUCAACAGUUCCAUUACAGUUUCUUAUUCAUCUGGUGGGGAAAAAUUCACCGUGCAAUUGGAAACCAGAAUUUGUCUCGCCUACUCCUCUUGCGGGAACAAAAAUCAGCAUAUCGGCUGGGAAAUCAUUUACACAGAAGAUAUACGCAGCAAACUUGGCAAAUAAAAAAGAAACCGUGACCAAACUUAGUCUAACCAGGCCUGCAGGAAUGGUUUUGAAAGGUCCGACAAACGUUCCAAAAAGAGCUGGAGUCGUUUUCUGGGAAUUGUCAUGGACACCGACAGUAAAUGACAAAGGGAAUCACAUUGUAUGUGGCAUGGCUGAAGACAGCACAGGGCAUACAAGUGACAUGAGAUGCAUAACACUGAUAGCCUGGGAUGCAACAGAUCCUUGCAACCCAAACCCGUGCAAUAAAAAUCAAUCGUGUUCAAGAAUUGGGUCAUCAUUAAAAAUAGAAUGUGUUUGUCCGAAGAAGACGAGAUUGAUUGGACAAGUAUGCAUCGCAGGUAAUGAGUUUUUCAAUAAAAAAAUAAAAAAGUAA
Messenger RNA from Mytilus trossulus (common blue mussel), 1221 nucleotides. RefSeq lists its product as uncharacterized. NCBI's taxonomy places the organism in Eukaryota, Metazoa, Mollusca, Bivalvia, Mytilida, Mytilidae. The transcript is spliced from 8 exons. Bases 13 to 1221 code for a protein of 402 amino acids. The record is from RefSeq and is a predicted model, not a curated record.